Molecule: messenger RNA, 5163 nt
Organism: Nomia melanderi (Alkali bee)
Lineage: Eukaryota; Metazoa; Arthropoda; Insecta; Hymenoptera; Halictidae
Gene: IntS2
Product: integrator complex subunit 2
Biological process (GO): snRNA 3'-end processing
Cellular component (GO): integrator complex
Source: RefSeq, a predicted model, not a curated record
CCGGAUAUUAGCGUUUAGUAAAACAACUAAAACUUCGUGGAAAAAUUUUAACUGAGAAAAAAUUGAAUAUGACACAAAAAAUAUAAGCUUCGAUAUGCUUUAGUAUUGUACAACUUAGCAGCAGAGGAAAAGAUUAUUUGUCGCGUGCGGGAUGUUGAAUUAGGAGUUUGCAAGCUCUCUAGGGUCUUUACCUCAUAGAGAGAGUUACCCUCUGCAUAUUUAGAGUAAAGUAGUGGAAUCGUUGAUCGACAGUCACUAGUUUCAGGGAAGGCAAUUCGAUACUCUUGAUUUGCACUAUAACAUUUCGUGUCACAAAUGUGAUUUCUGUUUUAUGCAACUAUCUUCAGAGAGUAAGAGUUUAAUGACAAGUAUUGUGGUUGAUGGUGUAUUUACAGAAGGUUGCGAUGAUGUAACGUUUUAUUAGUAAUACCAUAGAAAAUGUUUAAAAAUAUUUUCUUUACAAGUCAUGGAAUUUUUCGUUUAUGUAAAGACAGUGUAAUUAAGAAUGUUUUAAAUUUUAUAUAAAGAAAUGUUUGAGUUUACGUUGGAUAUAUACAUGUGAUUUGAAGAAAUAACAAAAAGUAAUUGACAAUCAUGCAAGUUAACACGUGUGUAACACCACGAAUUUUUACUGCUAUACAAAAUGUGGAUAUACAGGAAUUAUCAAUAUGUUCUCAUAAAGAAAUUCGACCAAUUUUACCAUGUUUGGUUCGUAUGAGUCUUAUUUCUCCUUUAGACAUAACAAGAGACUGUGUUGAAGAAAGAAAGCAAGUUUUAACAAUUUUAUCUGGUAUUGAGUCGGUAAACUCAAUAAUUGCAUUGCUUUCAAUAGAUUUUCAUGCAUUGGAAACUGACGUUCGGAAAGAACAGCAAUUGAGGCAAAAAUUAGGUAGCUUGCAAAGAGAUAGUGUACUCGCUCAAUCAUUACAAAGCGGGCUUGCUUUGGAAUUUGAACGUAGUGAGUCUACAAGACGAAUAAGACUAGUUCUAAGCGAAUUGUUAUAUAUAGCAUCUCAAGUACAGGAAUUACAAAAGAAUCAAGAAUUUCAAAUCAAGCAAUCUGAUUUAUUUGAUAAUGCAGUGUACAUGGAAGAGAUUAGUUAUGUGAUUUGCAUUGCACUUGCAGAGUUGCCAACAUUAUUAUCUAUUUUAGAUAUCGCAGAAACAUUAUUACAUGUUAAACAUGGUCCAGAAAUAAUUUGCUGGAUAGUUGCUAAUAUUCCUGAUAGUUUCACUGAAGUAUGUGCGCAUUUAAUUGCCAAUGGAGAAAGACAAGAAGAAUCAACGUUAGGUCGGAUUAGAACAAUGGCUUUAUCAAUGUUGUGUCAAAUGAACCCUAGUCAAGCCUUGGCAAUAAGAGCAAAGUGUGUAGAACUAUGUAGAAUGCCUGCCUUAGCAAUUACAUUAAGUCUGGAUCAUGACAAUACAAAUAACGAUGGAUCAGAAAGUGAUAUAGUUGCAUUUGUAUCAGGAUUAUUACUUGGUAGCGAUCAACAAGUAAGAACAUGGAUUGCAAUGUUUAUUAGAAAUGGCCAAAAACGUAAAUGGGAAUCACAUACAGCAUUGCAAUCUUUAAGAGAGGAACUACUAAAACGUUUACAAGUGAUUACAUCACAAAAUGCAGGUCAAUUAGCAGAAAGUCAAGUUGUUCAAGCUAGCGCAUUAUUGCGCCUUUAUUGUGCGUUAAGAGGUAUUGGAGGUAUUAAAUUUCAAGAUGAUGAGGUAGCAAUGAUCGUUCAAUUGUUAACAUCUCAUCCUCCUCCAUCUCCUGCUGGUGUAAGAUUCGUUUCUUUAGGUCUUUGUAUGCUUAUUGCAUGUUCAUCAUUAAUAGGACAUCACAAUCUUGAGAAGCGUAGUAUAGAAUGGGUGCAGUGGCUUGUCCGUGAAGAAGCUUAUUUUGAAAGUGCUAGUGGUGUAACAGCAAGUUUUGGAGAAAUGUUACUGUUAAUGGCUAUACAUUUUCAUAGCAAUCAGUUAUCAGCUAUUUGUGAACUUGUGUGUGCAACUUUAGGGAUGAAAAUACCAAUUAGACCAAAUAAUUUGACUAGAAUGAAGCAAAUUUUUAUGCAAGAAAUAUUUACCGAGCAAGUUGUUACAGCUCAUGCAGUUAAGGUGCCUGUAACAGCAAAUUUAAAUGCAAACAUUCCAGGAUUUUUACCUGUACACUGUAUUCAUCAACUGUUGAAAUCACGAGCAUUUGCAAAACACAGAGUACCAAUAAAAAAUUGGAUUUAUAAACAGAUUUGUAAUAGUGUGCCUCCACUGCAUCCAGUUCUUCCUGCUUUAGUUGAAGUAUAUGUAAAUUCCAUUGUACUAACAAACAAUAAAACAUCGGAACACACGAACAAACCAAUUACUGAGGAUGAAAUUACAAAGGUAUUCCAAAAUAGUGUUUUUGGUGCAAAUUUUGAUUUUAAAAAAGGAAUUAAUGCUCCUCAAUGCGAGGUAGAUAAUGCAGAUAUCGAUGUUUCAAAACCUUCUCUCACAUCACAGUUAUUACUGUUGUAUUACUUAUUACUAUAUGAAGAUGUCAGAUUAUCUAAUAUGCAUACAUUCGUAUCACAAGAUAGAAAAGUUAAAUCAUACUCAACUGAAUUUCUAUCUGAGUUACCAAUAAAAUACCUACUUCAAUUGGUUCAAAGAGAUCAAAUGAAUUAUGCUGGUCUAUUUUCUCCUCUCCUUAGACUACUGGCUACUCAUUUUCCUCAUCUUUCAUUAGUAGAUGAUUGGCUCGACAAUGAGAUGAUUAAUAUAGAUUCUACAGUUACAAAUUAUGAGAAUGUAAAAAUUACCGAUAUCAUGAUUAUUGAAACAUUUUCACAUAUUCAAACAUGUCCUUCAAGAACAGGAAGAUUGUUAAGACAGUUAAUGUCAACAAAACCAAUUGAUAUCUGGCCUCAUGCUGAAGUUAUAAUUUAUUAUUUUAAGGCUAUUUUAAAUCAGGGAGUUCCUAGGUAUAUUCAAGAACUAUACAAACAAGUGUGGCUCAGAUUAAAUACAGUUCUUCCAAGAUGUUUAUGGGUGUUAUCAAUAAAUGCUCUAUUGAUAGAAAAUUCUAUUAUAAAGAAUGUAUUCUUAACACAAGAAAAUAUUGUCUUAGAUCCCCUACAAGUACUGAGAUGUGACACAAGAGUGUUUAGAUGUGCACCAAUUUUAUCUAUUAUUAUAAGAAUUUUGCAAGCUGCAUUAGCAGCGUCUCGAUCUCAAUUAUCUAGACAUAUACAAGACAAACCAUUAACUGAAAAAAUUGGUCAGUUAUCAAAUGAUACUGAAAGAGAAGAUUUAAGAACAGCGUUAGUCGCAGGUCAAGAGAGUGCAGCUGUUCAAAUAUUAUUAGAGGCAUGUUUAGAAACAAAAGAAGACAGAGAAACUCCUGGACAAAUGUGGUCCUUAAGAGAAGUUCAGAGUAUCAUUUGUUCAUAUUUGCAUCAAGUGUUUAUAGCAGACCCAUCACUGGCCAAAUUGGUUCACUUUCAAGGUUAUCCAAGAGAAUUGUUACCUAUCACAGUUACUGGUAUUCCAUCCAUGCAUAUAUGUCUUGAUUGGAUUCCUGAAUUGUUAUCACAACCAGAACCAGAGAAGCAAAUAUUUGCCGUAGAUUUGGCAUCACAUCUUGCAAUUCAAUACGCUUUACCAAAGGCUUUGAGUGUUUCUCGUUUAGCAAUUAAUACUUUGGUAACACUUUUAGGAGUAUUAUCUGCAAAAGAUCGUGUAAUUUUAUUUAUGCCCGUACUACCAGCUUUAAUACGAAUAUGUUUAGCUUUUCCACCAUUAGCCGAAGAUACUACAGGUUUAUUGUUACAACUUGGUAGAGUUAAUUCUGCUCAAGCAGCAUUAGGAGAUAAGUCUGCCGAUAUUUUAUGUCGUGAAGUUACUGAAACUUUUUGUAUGUUAUUACAAAAAGCUAUACUACAGUCACAAGUGUAUUAACAAAUUAUUUUUAUUUUUCGCAUUGACUAUAAUCUAAUCGUUUCAUUAAAUUUAAUUAAAUUGAAACAAUGAUUAUCUAAACAGUUGAAAGUACAAAUUGUUUAGAUUUACUUACAUUAAGGGUAGUACAAAUUAUAUCUAAAAUUUGGAAAAAAAUAUAUACAAGUCUUGCUACAAAAUUUUGAUAACAGUAUGAGAAAAAACACAGAAAAAUUGGAACAGAUGGUUUUAUUGUUUUUCAGAAUAUUUUCCCUUAACAUUUAUACAUUUUCCAUUCAGUAGGAGAUAUAGCCAAAACAGGCGAUUUAUGUGUUUUAACAAUUUCUUCAAUAGUAAAAUGCUGAUCAUGCAUUAUAUUCUUCAACUAAUUAACAAGGAACAAGUAUCAGGGUUAUAAGAACAAUGAGACAAUAAUUUGAUGUUUCGAUGCCUCAAGUAAUUGAUCAUUCGAGUUACUAUGUAAGGGUGUGCAUUAUCACGAUGCAGAAUUAUCCAUUUUUUCACUUUGUUUUUCCGAAUUUCACUAAUAACUUUUGGUUCUGUACUAACCACAAUUAACUCUCUUUUUGAUUUUUAAAGCCACAUUAGCAAGACUACGAAUAAAACCAAAGAAAAAAAUUCAUCAGUUUUUUCUUUUUGAAAACAUAGAGAUCGGAUAUCUUCUGUUAGUUUGGGUUAUUUGAAAAACACAAACAGACGAUUGGUGUUUAGUUUUAGGAUUUAUUCGUAUAAAUCCGAAUUUCGUCACCUUUGUCGACUUUGUAGAUAGGAGUGUCGAAUUAGUGGUCCGUGAGUUAACUGUGGCUCCUUCUUCUCGUUAUCUAACCACUUACAAAGUUAUAGGAUAAUGACCCUAUUUAUGCCCUGACUCGUGCAGAUCCUGAAAUUAAGGAAGAAGAAGAAGAAACGACUGAUCGAGGUUUACACCUUUUUGGUUUUUCGAGGGGAAAAAAUUAGACAGGUCUCUUACAAAUCAAAUUUAAAAACCCUACACUGAUUUUUUAAGUAUCGAACUAUAGAUAAUUCAAGAAGCGCACAGCUUUUUUGCAUUUUCUUUUCAUUUAUUUAUUAGGUGAGUGCAAAAGUUCUGAUGGAUUCUCGAUGAUGAAAUCGUAAUUAUGAUGUAGAAACAAUGCGUAAUUACACUGUGGAACAAAUUUUGACCUAUGUCAGUUUUUGCAAUAGCCACUAUGUAAUUCUUAUAGAGUUCCUUACCCUAAAUACGAAUCCGAA